This is a messenger RNA of Entrophospora sp. SA101, 1008 nucleotides long. The record is from the annotation of a GenBank genome assembly. NCBI's taxonomy places the organism in Eukaryota, Fungi, Glomeromycota, Glomeromycetes, Entrophosporales, Entrophosporaceae.
AUGUGCGGAAUACAAUUCCUCUCAAUACCUUUACUUCCUAUAGCAUUGAUUAUUGCAGCAACAGCAUUAACGGGUCUUGGCUUUUAUCAAUACUUCACUUCUAAUGUUCACAAAUAUCCACCAGAAAUCAGAAACAACCUAAAGAAAGGUUUGUAUUACCAGAACUACCAGAAUGAUCCAAACAAAGCAGUCAACUACUACCAGACUGCUUUGAAUCAGGCAUAUAAUGAUGAAAGUUUGGAUAAUUCGUCGCCGGAAGUUACUGGAAUUAUGAUUCUGUUGGCUGGAUUAUAUGAAGAAAUUGGAAGAAUGCGUGAUGCAGUUGAUGUUUACACGAUGGCUUAUGAUUCAAUAGCGACGACGACUAUGAUGGAUACCGAUAGCAAUAAUAAUAACAAUAUUGGUGGAAAUGAGAAAUUAAAGGAUGAUGAUAGAAUUAGAUUGAUUGCUUUAGCACAAAAACUCGGUGAUUUACACGAAACGUUGAAACAAGAUGAUAAAGCUGAACAUUAUUAUGUAUGGUCUGUUGAACAAUUACUACAAGCAGCCAAUCAAUUUGAUCAUAACUUAAAUAAUGGUGGCGGUAGUAAUGGCGAGGGUGUUGGGAGUGGGAGUAUUGGAAUGAAUAAUAGUAAUGUCAAUGGUAGCAAUAACACUGCUACUUCAUCUAAUGUUGGUAGUGGGGGUUUAUUUAAAAAAAAACUUGAUGUAGAUCCAUUGCCAUCAUGGAUGACAUCUACAGAUUUAGGUGCAUCACUUGAAGCAUUGGCUUCAUUUUAUUCUUCAAGACGUAACUAUUCAUAUGCACUCCCACUUUAUCUUCGAUCAUUAUCGUUGAUACACCCACCGGAAUCGUCGUGUCAUUCAGCUGUUUUAAUGAAUAACAUAUCCAAGGUGUUUACAGGCAUGGGUGAACUGAAGGAGGCACAAGGAUGGGCUGAACGAGGAUUAAAAUUGACAGAAAAUUUCCAACAAAAUAAAAAAGGGACAAGGGAAUUUGUCAGGUGA